Molecule: messenger RNA, 2986 nt
Organism: Boleophthalmus pectinirostris (great blue-spotted mudskipper)
Lineage: Eukaryota; Metazoa; Chordata; Actinopteri; Gobiiformes; Gobiidae
Gene: ccdc9b
Product: coiled-coil domain containing 9B
Exons: 14
Coding region: 1-1770 (589 amino acids)
Source: RefSeq, a predicted model, not a curated record
AUGCCAAGUCUGGAUAAACUGAGAAUCUCGUGGAAUCUACUCCGAAUAUCCAAUCCAAAUCACUCUGCAAAUCACAGAGCAUUAAGAGGCAAAAGACCAAAGACAGAAAUCCAUUCUCUGGCCACUUUCGGAAAUACCAAGGCUCUGUUCCACGGCGACAACAGUGGCUCAGGUGGUCGAGCUGUCACCUUACAAACCUCAGGUGACAUGCUGCCCAAAAGAGAUCAUGAUAAAGAUUUGGAGCUAGACAAGAAAAUAGAGGCUCUACGCAGAAAGAAUGCAGCAUUGAUGAAAAGGUACCAGGAGGUGGAAGAGGACAGGAAAAAGGCAGAGGAGGAGGGCAUGGCGCUGCAGUCUCGCAAAGGCAAAGCGGAUGACCUCUCAAUCACCAUCAGCAAGUCCACCAGCGACAGCCGCGUGGUGACAACAAAGCCCAUCAAUUCUGGGCCAGGACCAGGAGAGGGCAGUGGAGGGGCCAUCUCAAAGUGUGGGCCGAGGGCAAAGGAAGCAGCUGAUGGUGACAAUGCCAGUAAAAAAGUGAAUCCUUUGCCUCUUUCCUCCCAGGGUAAGAGAGUGGUGAUAGAGAAGAGCCCAGAGCCAUCAGACAGUACGACAGAGGAUGAACAGUUGAAGCAUGUGGAGUCAACGAGGGCAAAACCAGCCCACGUGACCAAGAGGGACACAGUGGCUCAGGAUGAGGUCAAAGCAGGUGAAGAGCACAACGAGGAGCAACAGCGACUUUCAGAAGAUUUUCAGGUCAGCACAGACCUCAACAUCCCUACAUCGAAAGAAGAGCAGGAGGAGUAUCUGCGGUGGAAGAAAGAGCGCGAGCAAAUUGACAGAGAGAGAGUCGCACGACAUAAGAACGCCAAGGGCCAGUGGAGACGAGCCUGGGACAUGGACAAGUCUGACAACAUGUUUUCGGACAAAUCUGGAGACUGGAUACCUUCCAGCAGAGGUGGGCGAAAUUCUAGAAGAGGUCAAAACAGGACAAGUUCAGAUUCACAAGGCCAUGUGAGGAGAGGAAAAGCAAAGGAAGCAAAGAAUGUGCAGGCGACGGGCAGCAAAGCAAAAGGCAAAGACCGUCUCACUGGCAGGGCCAGGAGAUGGGAAUCCAACAAGGAUGGAAAUUUACAGGACUCUGAAACAACACUGGAGGAAUUCCUAGAAGAACUUGAUGCUCUCACAGAAUUGGUUGAUCAGAGAAAAGUGGAGGACACAAAAACAAAAGAACCACUUAACCGUGAGCAGGGGAUAAAUGAACAAGAAGCUGUUGCUUCAGAAAUGGACAACAAUAUCACACAUAAGAAAGUAGACUCCUCUGGCCCUAGGGGUUCAGAGAAGAAAGUGCGCUUUUCAGAUGAACUCAAACAAGGGAGUAGAGCCUCCCAAGAGCCUGCCUCUUCUGAAUCACAGAGUCCACAAUCAAUGAAAGGUUCCUCGCCAAAGAAAAAGAAAACGCAAAUGCACAAAGCAAUAGUGGACAGUUGUAUUCAUGAAGAGAGCGGAGGGGAGUCACCAUCAGCCCCUCAUACAGAGCAGCAAGAAAAUGAAUGUACUACAGAAAGCAUCACCUCUCCCUCCGGCAGCUCCACUCAAGCUGAAACCGCCAAUCAGCCUGUAGAAGUUGGGAAGUGCAACAUGACCAGCACAAACACAGAGGAGCUGAUAGACUCUGGCCUGUCAGUCUUGAGCAUGGAGUCUGGAGAACCACACCAAGCACACUCCACCAGCAGUGAUAAGGCAAGAGAGCAUGGGAAAAUAGUUUGAGAGGGACUUUCUGCACAGAUGCGGACACCAAAUCACAGCCUCUGUACCUGGAUGCGGCGGGUCCCUCAUUCUAAGUCACGGAGGAGAGAGCGUUUGGAUGAUGAUGAUUUCACUUCCACUUCCUCUGUUUAAAUAGUCAUGACAUCCAAGCACUUUACACUGAUGUUAUGUGUGUUUUGUGUAUGUUGGUAUGCUGCUUGAGUGCAAUAACACUGAAUGUUUACGUUGGUAUGGACACUUCGAGGUACAAAUCAGGUGGCAAGUGAAUCGUUCAAGUAGCCUUAUGAUUAAUCAACAGCCACAACUGAUUGAAUGCCUGGUUCUGCCUUAGAUUUAGAACAAUUAAGAAAUAUUGUGCAAAAAGUUUAAUUUGGAUUUCCUCAAAAGAUAAUUUUUACUUUGGAGUCACUAGUGCCAUUAUUAUUCAUAUCAAAGUGCGUCAUUUACAGUAAAUAGGCGAGCGCUAAUGCUAAACCACACGCUCUCACUGCAUUAAUGAAGGCAAUCAACAUACUUCAGAGGCUGAUCGAAAAUACCCAGCCUCAAAUCUGUGGUUUGACUAUUUUCCACUGGGAUCCUAUUGCACUUGUUAAUGGAAAUGAUACUGUCAAGACUGAAGAGAAAACUAUUUUAAUAAGCUUACACAUCAGUAUUCAGUCUUUGUGCCUUGCUUUUUAGACACAAGUUUGUUGAGGUAAUAUUUUACAGUCUGAGCAGAGAAGAAAUGUUAUUUAUUUGAAAUUGGUUAUCAAGGGUGAACUGUUACUGUUUUAUUAAUGUAUUGAUAUUUAAUUUAUUGUCCUAACACUAUGUUGUUUUAGCCUUAAAUUUCAACUCUGAUAGGAAGUCUUCAGAGCUCUCGUCCUCAAAUAGCCUGGUAUAGUAAACAGUUCUGUAACUUUAAAUAGUGGCUGUAGACCUUUUCAGCUUGUGAUUAUUUUAAAAUGUAAUCAGGGGUCGAGGAGGAGCGCACAUGACAUGCAAAAGGCUAGUCUGCUGUCACACAGUGGGAUUCUUACUCCACAUUUUAGUUGUAACUUAAAUGGAUUAAAUGUGCCAUCCAGAGGCUCUAAAAUCCUCUUAAUGGCAAGAAGAGGUGGCUGUAGUGUCUUUCUUUUUUACACCCUCUUGUGUAAGAGGUGUGAUUUGCGCCUUCACUUGUUUGUGCAAUUUCAAAAAGCGCACAUUGCCUAAUUUUCUGUAGAACAAUGUAGAA